AUGUACUCUGUGCACAAAGCCAUUAACCAAUUUGGGACACUUGCUAAUCUUGGCAAUACUGUACUGCUGUCAAUCAUCAAAUUUGACAUUAUAUUCAUAGCAAGAAAAAAUAUUGCUGUUCGUUUUUCUCAAUCUUCACAAAUAAGAGAAAUGUCUCUUAAGUUCAGCGCCGCCCUUAAAGAGUUGAGGAUUCACCUCUGCCAGACUGGCAAGCAAUCGCAGGGCGUUAGAGAUUUUAUAAAAAACAAUUAUGUGGCACUCAAGAAAGAAAAUCCUAACAUCCCAAUAUUGAUCCGUGAAUGUAGCGGAGUUCAACCGCGUCUCUGGGCUCGUUAUGAGAAAGGUGUUGAAAAAAGUGCACCACUAACCGACCUCACCUCCAACAACGUCAUGGCAGCUGUUAAACAACUAGCAAAUUGA
Messenger RNA from Arctia plantaginis, 420 nucleotides. Lineage: Eukaryota; Metazoa; Arthropoda; Insecta; Lepidoptera; Erebidae. The record is from the annotation of a GenBank genome assembly.